Molecule: messenger RNA, 2609 nt
Organism: Drosophila eugracilis
Lineage: Eukaryota; Metazoa; Arthropoda; Insecta; Diptera; Drosophilidae
Exons: 2
Coding region: 1-1464 (487 amino acids)
Source: RefSeq, a predicted model, not a curated record
AUGGAGACGGAGGGCAGCAGUAGCGAAGACAAUGGGCUGACCAAGACCAGGUCCAAUUUAAGCGAGGAGUCUCUCGGGAGCAGCUCGUCAUCGUCCGUACUAAACUCGUGGACCAUUUUGCCGGUGGUAAAGGAAAAGGAUGAUGGAGUGGAGAAGAUCGAGGAGUUGACGGAUUUAAGGCCGAACAGUCGAGCGGAUAAGCAGAAAAACGAGAGCAGAUGCAACAGGCCUGCGGCCGACGAUCCCCAGGCAGAUGAUAUUUCCGACGGUAUUUCGAUAAUCAGCGACUGCGAGAGCACCGAUCGAAUCUCACCCAAUCUCUUUCUGCGCGAACCCCUUCUCGGGGACUUGGGAUUCAGCGAUUUGCCAACAAGUCCUGUUGAACUGAUUGCACCUAUCAACACUGGCCAGCUUAAAGAGUAUCCAGAAAGGCAGCAGGAGCAGGAACAAGAAGAUCCUAAGACCAUAGUGCGCUCCAAGUUUGAACUACAACUGCCACCUCUGGUGCAGAACGGUCUAACCGCCUUCUUCUAUGUGGCUGCCACUUUGGCCAUUCUGGCCUUUCUUGGCAAACUCCGCAAUCCGGAAUGGCAGGUCCUCGGUGAGGAGAAACCACUGGUCGAACUGGAGCGCCGUGUGGGUGAGCUAGAACUACAAAACAAUCUACUUCGCGCCGAGAUCGACAUCAUGUCUAAGAAAAUUCAAUAUCUGGGAUCUGGUCAGGAUACAAUGCAACGACAGGGCGCAGGCCGCUCAAAGGGCAAGACCUUUAAGGCCUGGCCUGGCAAUGGUGAUUCGGUAAAACCUGUCGACAUCACCAAGGACGACUUGAAGCAGCCGUUCCAGUGUGCCGAUGGUCAGUUUGUUGAGAUCGCUGGCAUGUGCCUGGAGAACAAGCAGCACUUGGAUUCUCUAACAGAUGAGAUUGGGGAUGCCGUAAACGAUGUACUACAGCAGUCUGGAGCCUUUCACAAGUUUGAAAAGGUCACCGAGAAGCUGGGCACCUUUGCUGACGACGACAACGAAAACGUUAAUAAUGAUCCACAAACAGCAACUUCCCAUGGCCAGUCAUCAAAACUGGCGGAUGGUAUGAAAGAGCGUUAUAGGCCAAAGUACAAACAGGAGUAUUCCUCCAACGAGCGGAAGCAACGACGACCGGAUCAGGAUCAUAGUCGCCGUAGCCGAAAUGAUCACGAUCACUCCAAGGAGUACGGCAAAAAGAAAUACUACGAUCAAUCGUCCAACAGAGGACGCCACAAUAAAAAAUCCAACGAGAACUCCAAUGAAAACAGUAAAGAACGCGGCGAUCCCAAUGAUAGUGGCAGCGGUGAGUGGCACGAGCGGAUGAUGCAACAGCGAGAAAACGCUCGCCACAAGCAUGCCCAGAAACGCAACAAUAACAACUGGUAUAUCGAGCGGGGCGAUAGUCGUGAGAAAAUGCGUUCUGGAGAGACCAAACGCUGAACGGGUCUUUAUCCUCCAUAUAAUCUUCACAACAAGACGAUGACCUCUAUCUUUAUCCCAAAGAAAAGGAUAGAACUUUUGCCACAGAGGUCACAUAUAUAUAUAUUUUAAUCCCAAGAUAUACUUAAGGACAACGUGUGCUAGCAAAGCGCACACCGAAUUUGCGCUGGUUCCUAACUAUACAUGUGUGUUUACUAUAUAUUUCGACAAUGUUUCUACAGAGUGUUUAUUUAAGACAGUAAAAAGUAAAAUUCAGGAGUCAAGGGCUUUCAAACACACUGUAGAACCAGAGCUUAAAUACGCAUCGAUCGAUGCAUGUGCUUAAUAUUUAUUUAUUUUUAUCUACUAUUACCGAUUUUGGCUGCGUCAAAGCUAGCAUUAUCCUUGUAAUCCCGAUUUUGCAAUGUAUGUAUAUAUAUACAGUUUCAAUAGUCAGUGUUAAAACUAGUUUAUCGCAUUUUUAAUGGAAAUAUCGUACGCAUCGCUAACACUUAACUAAAGCGGGACAAUUAACAAUAAACUAAAUACUUAAAAUAUUUGCUAAAAUGGUUUAAGCAUUUAGAAAUUGUGAAAUGUUUGUACCACUUUGGUUAAUUGUAAACGAUAUCUUUGUAUAAUAUCGGUUCCUCCCACUUAAGGGUGUGAUUCUUCUACUAAGUUCCAGCUCAACCUAAGAGACAGACCGACCCAGGUGCUGAUUCACUUGGUAUAUAGGCCGUCAUUAAAGCAAACUCAAUUUCCUUUCCAACGAGUAUAUCAAUGAUCCCUUUGAAACAUUAGAUUUCGCUAAAAAAAUUAUGUAUUGAUAUAUACAUACAUAUAUAUUUGUGAUACCUAUACUAAUAUUUUUUUUUAGUCUAGAAAAAAUAAAUUAUUGUACCAUAUUAGGUAUUCCUGGAAAGCCAAUUCUAUAAAAACAAAACAAAAAUAAAAAAAAAAGAAAAUUUAAAGAACAGAAAACAAUAUUUUUGUAUGCAUGUUCGUUCAAAAUCUAAGCGUAUAUAUAUAAAUAAAUGUAUAAAUGUAUACCCAAAAUGUUUUGCGAUGAAAUAAAUAAAAUAUCCUUAAAUAAGAUUUAGUAUAUCAUUUGGUGAUCAAGAACUUUUGUUAAAUCCUUUCUUUUCAAAAUAAAUAAUAGAAAAAUA